GUCCUCCGGUAUCCCAGCAGGCAGUGCAGCCUAGAGACGCUGACAAAGAACCGGAGGAGCAGUCGCAGCUGCUUUCCGAGGAGCCAGUGUUGCCGAGGACCUCCGGACGGAUCCUGAUGGUUGCACCAGCUGCUCGGCUGUAAACAGGCUCACAUGAUCGGUUUCACGUGGAGCCGGCCGGUGUAGGGAUGGGGACUGGAAAGGCUGGGCCCGACCCAAUCAGCAUUUACAUUUAACUCCAAUUCCUGAAAACCUAAAACAAGAAACUACAAGAAAAGCUUGUCCAUCCCAAUAAACUCCUGACAUAAUGCCAGGCCUGUAAUAGGCUUUCAGCUGAAAGAAAAGGAUAAACAUUUGCAUACAUGACUAUAUAGUAUCCUAUUUGAUAGAAGUUGGAAAGGCGUUAAUAAGAUUCAGAGCUCAUACACCCCGAUAGCUGAUUGCCAAAAUGCUUUGGAAUUUUUAACUAACUUUAAGAAAAGUCUAAAAUAGAUUUAAGACUCUAAAACAGAAGCUGCAGCAAGGGGGAUUCAGUGCCAAUGCAUCAACAAAAAAGACAGCUAGAGCUAGUGGAAGGAAAUCUUCCUGUUUUUGUGUUUCCCACGGAGCUAAUAUUUUAUGCAGAUGACCAGUCAACACAUAAGCAAGUGUUGACUCUAUAUAAUCCCUAUGAGUUUGCCUUAAAGUUCAAAGUUUUGUGUACUACUCCAAAUAAGUAUGUUGUCGUUGAUGCUGCAGGUGCAGUAAAGCCUCAGUGUUGUGUGGAUAUUGUGAUUCGUCAUAGAGAUGUUCGAUCCUGUCACUAUGGUGUAAUAGACAAAUUUCGUCUCCAAGUUUCUGAGCAAAGCCAGAGGAAGGCUUUAGGAAGGAAAGAGGUUGUGGCUACUCUUCUCCCUUCUGCAAAAGAGCAACAAAAGGAAGAAGAGGAAAAAAGGAUAAAGGAACCAUUGGGUGAAAGUUUAUUUUUUGAGCAGUCAUUUCAACCAGAAAAUAGAACUGUCUCCUCAGGACCUAGUUUACUAACUGUCUUCCUGGGAGUGGUGUGCAUUGCAGCUCUAAUGCUUCCUACACUGGGGGAUGUGGAAUCGCUGGUGCCUCUUUACCUCCACUUAAGUGUGAAUCAAAAAUUAGUGGCUGCUUACAUCUUAGGUCUUAUCACAAUGGCUAUACUUAGAACAUGAGCAAGGAAUUCAGUUGACUUCUGAAGUAAAUUUAUCUUGAAAAUAUGAAUGUGGACUGCCUUUUAUCUCUUUCACUCCAUUAAUAUGGUACAAACUAUUGAAUGAUUUACAGUGAUUAUAAAUGUAUAAUAUAUAUUUUAAAUUACUCUAUAAUUUUAUGCAAACGACUCCAGGACAUUAUGUUACAGACAACAGGAUGCUUCUGAGUGACUAGGACAUUCUUUUAAGAAAUUCUUUUUAUAAGCCAGGGUAGCAAUACUUAUAUCAGACAAAAUGAAUUUCAAAACAAAGGCCAUAAAAAGAGUCAGAGAAAGACACUUCAUAAUACUGAAGGGUAGAAUCCAUCAAGAGUAUAUAACCAUUGUAAACAUAUAUGCACCCAACAUAGGGGCACCCAAACAUAUAAGGAACAUCUUGGUGGGCUUCAAGAAAGAUAUAGACAGCAACACACUCAUCAUAGGGGAUUUUAACACUCCACUGUGAACAAUGGACAGAUCUUCCAAACAAAAUAUCAACAAGGAUAUUGUGGCACUGAACGAUAAACUAGAUCAAAGGGACUUAACUGAUAUAUAUAAAGAAGCAAAGAAGCUUCUGUGCUUCUACCCCAAAGAAGCAAAAAGUGUAUUUUCAAAUACAUAUGGAAUAUUUUAAAAGAUAGACCACAUGAUAGGACACAAAACAACCUUCAACAAAUUCAAAAAAAAUUGAAAUCAUUUUAAGCAUUUUCUCAGAUGACAAUGGCUUGAAACUAGAAACCAACCUCAAGGAAAAAACUCAACCAAUCAAAUCCAUGCAGACUGAAUAGCAUGCUAUUAAACCACAAAUGGGUUAACAGUGAGAUCGAGGAAGAAUCAGAAAGUUUCUGGAAACAAAUGAAAGUGAACACACAACAGCCUAGAACCUAUGGAACACAGUGGAGGCAAUCCUGAGAGGGAAGUUUAUAGCAAUAGAGGCCUACCUAAAAAAAAAAAGGAAAAAUCUCAAGCGGCCUAACCCUACAUCUACAAGAACUAGAGGAACAAUAACAAACAAAGCCCAGAGUGAGCAGAAGGAAGGAAAUAACCAAGAUCAGAGCAGAAUUAAAUUACAUAGAGACUAAGAGAACAAUUCAAAGGAUUGAUAAAUCCAGGAGCUGGUUCUUUGAAAAGAUAAACCAAAUCAACAAGUCUCUAACCAGACUCAAGAAAAAAAGAGAGAGGAACCAAAUAAAAUCAGAAAUGAAAGAGGAGAGGUUAUAACUAAUACCACAAAAAUACAAAGGAAUGUAAGAAAUUACUGUGAACAACUAUAUGCCAAUAAAUUUGAAAAUCUGAGGAAAAUGAACAAAUUUCUAGAAACCUAUAAUCCUUCAAAACUGAGUCAAGAAGAAGCAGGAAGCCUGAAUAGACUGAUAACAACUAGUGAAAAUUGAAGGGGUAAUAAAAAAACUCCUGAUACGCAAAAGCCUUGGAAAGGACAGUUUCACAGAAGAAUUUUACAAAGUACUUAAGGAAGAGCUAACUCCUAUCCUUCUCAAACUAUUCCAAGAAAUCUAAAAAGAGGGGAAAUUCCCAAACUCUUCAUGUGAAACCAGCAUCACCCUAGUCCAGAUAAAGAUACAACAAAGAAAGAAAACUACAGGCCAAUAUUGCUGAUAAACACAGAUGCUAAAAUCCUCAACAAAAUAUUGGCAAACCAUAUCCAGUAAUACAUUAGAAAGAUCAUACACCAUGAUCAAGUGGGAUUCAUCCCAGGGAUGCAAGGAUGGUUCAAUAUUCUCAAAUCAGUAAAUGGAAUACAUCAUAUAAACAAAAUGAAAGACAACACAUGAUCUUAUCAAUAGAUGCCAAAAAAGCAUUUGAGAAAGUACAGAACCCUUUUAUGAUAAAAACACUUAGCAAAGUGGGAGUAGGGGGAGCAUAUGAGAAACCUACAGCUAACAUCAUACACAACAGGCAAAAACUAAAGGCUAUUCCCCUAGGAUCAGGAACAAGACAAGGGUGUCUGCUGUCAUCACAUUUAUUCAGCAUGAUAUUGGAAGUUCUAGCCACAAUGAUCAGACAAGAAAAAGAAAUAAAAGGUAUCUAAACUGGAAAGAAGGAAGUGAAACUGUCAUUGAUUGCAGAUGACAUGAUAGUGUACAUAGAAAACCCUAUAGAAUCCACUAAAAAAUUGCUCAACCCAGCAAGUAAAUUUGGCGAAACAGUGGAAUACAAAGUCAAUAUUCAGAAAUUAAAGGUAUUUUUGUACACCAACAAUGAAAUAUCAGAAACAGAAAUUAGGAAAAGAUCCUAUUUAUUGUAGCAACAAGUAAAGUGAAAUACCUAGUAAUAAACUUAACCAAGGAGGUAAAAGAUCUGUACUCAGAAAACUACAGGACACUGAAGAAAAAAAGGAAGACAAAUGGGCAAAGAAACUGAACACUUCUCCAAGGAGGACAUACAGAGGGUCCAUAAGACAUGAAAGAAUGCUCAAUAUCACUAGCCAUCAGAGAGAUGCAAAUUAAAACCACAAUGAGAUACCACUUCACACUGCUCAGAAUGACCAUAAACAAGUCAACAAGUGUUGGAGAGGAUGUAGAGAAAAGGGAACCCUAGUACACUAUUGGUAGGAAUGAAAACUGGUGCAGCCACUGUGGGAAACAGUAUGGAAUUUCCUCAGAAAACUAAACUAAAAAUCUGACUGCCUUUUGACUCUGAUUCCCCUGCUGGGUUAUAUUCUGAGAAUCCUGAAACACCAACUCAAAAGAACGUAUGUGCCCCAAUGUUCUUAGCAGCAUUAUUUACAUUAGUUAAGUGCUGGAAACAGCCUGAGUGCCCAUCAGUAAAUGAGUGGAUCAAGAAGCUGUGGUACAUUCACAAAAUGGGAUACUAUGCAGCAGAAAGAAAGAAGGAACUCCUCUCUGAGACAGCAUAGAUGGAUCUGGAGAACAUUAUGCUAAGUGAUGUAAGCCAGGCAAUGAAAGACAAAUAUCAUAUGAUCUCACCUGUAAGUGUAACCUAAUCAACAAAACAAACAAGUGAGGAAAAUAGAACCAGAGAAAUGGAAAUAAAGAACGAAGUGACAAUGACCAGAAAGGAGAAGGGAGGGGAUAAUGGGGGAAAGAAGGGAAGGGGCAAGUCAACGAACAUCUAUAAAGGACCCAUGGACAAGGACAACAGGGUGAGGAUUGACUGGGAGUUGGGGGCAGACAGGGCUGGGAAAAGCAGCGGGAAUAAAAGUGAGACAACUAUAAUUGAACAAUAAAAAAGUCUUUAUAUUUAAACCCAUUGUGCAAAAGACUUCAAUUAAAAUAUUUUUUCAUCUUUUUUUCUAAUUUACAUUAAAUAUACUUUAAUUGUUAGGCUCAUGUGUCCUUCAAAGUUGAAGGCCUAAAAUAGCAAACUGACCAUCCUAAGAGUAUAAUUGCAUUUAUUUCCCAGCUAUGAACAUCACUGUUACUAUGUAAAUUAUACUGUGGCCUUUAUCAUUAUAAACAGUUGCCAUGGUGUUUCUAAAAUGAGUUUCACAGUUAAUGUGUGGAGGCUUUUUAAAACACAAAAUACUGAGGAAUAAUGGCUAUCCUAGGACUCACAGAAGACAGGGCAUAUUUAAUUCAUCUUCUGAAUUACAGAAUAGAUUGUGGUCUAAACACCAAGCAUGUGUGGUUAUUUUAAACCUCAUAAAAGUAAUAUGAUCUAUUUGGUCUAAGGACUCUAAAGGAAGGUAGACAUUUGUUUAGUUAGUUGGUUCACCCUGGCUUUACCUCUGAAUAAUGCUUUUGAUAGGAGAAAAAAUCUUUUCUCCCCAGCCUUUUGCCUAACUGUAAAUGUCCAGCCCAGAUUGGGAAUUAUCAGUUGCUGGGUGGUUUAUAUGGAGAUAAUUUUUCACCUUUAAACCCUAAGCCAGCUAUAGAAAAUCCUUGGUAUCUUUGUCUAUUUUAUAUCAGGCAGUGAGACAUUUUUUAAGUUUAUGUUUAUUAUUAAAACAACUUUAUGAAAAAAGUCCCUGAAGCACAACUAUUUACAUUUCUUUAGAGCCUCUUCUGAUCUCUUUACAUAUAUAUGUAGUUUUAACUGUUAUUGUCAUACUUAGGAUUUUUAUCAGCAAGCACAAUUCAUCAAGAGUGUCUUGAAAUUCAUUUUUGAGAUCUUUUUAAAGAAUGAAAUUAUGCACUGCUACUCUGGUAUUCUCAAGAAGUAUAUGUAAACACAAAAUGUAUCCCUGAGGUUGCUUUUUGCUGGAAACAGCACUUUGCUUCUAAACUAAAAGCUUUUUACAUAUACUUUUUCAUAGAAAAUCUUUAUUGGUUUAACCAUUUGGGGAGCAUAAAUCAUUAAAUGGAUCAUGUCUGUACAUCGUGUAAUGACUGGAAAGUACAUAAAUGUUAAUGUAAUCUAUUUUGAACUUUGUAAAAAACACCUGUUUGGAGGCUAUCCUUGUUUCUCUGUUCAUCUCAAGUCCUGUGUGUGUGUGUGUGUGUGUGUGCACACAUGAAAGUGCACUCCCAUGUGCAUAUGUAUGUGUUAACACAUUGUAAAACAAUUACUUUAAAAAAUAAAAGAAAAUGGAAACUCAA
Molecule: messenger RNA, 5718 nt
Organism: Artibeus jamaicensis (Jamaican fruit-eating bat)
Lineage: Eukaryota; Metazoa; Chordata; Mammalia; Chiroptera; Phyllostomidae
Gene: MOSPD1
Product: motile sperm domain containing 1
Exons: 9
Coding region: 540-1181 (213 amino acids)
Cellular component (GO): cytoplasm
Source: RefSeq, a predicted model, not a curated record